UGUUUGUGUGAGUUGGUGUGGUGGCUUUUCCUGAAUGUCAACAAUUUUUGGAAAAAUCCUCAAUUAAAUGCAAUGGAGACAAUUUUAGAGCAACAACGACGAUACCAUGAAGAGCGUGAGCGUCUCUCGAAAGCCAUGGUGGACGAAUUACUUGCAUCCAAGCAGAGUUCCGCAAAAGAUGCAGUUUUCACGGAUCACCGGCUACAUUUGCUGCUGCAGUUGCACAACAAUGCCACAGUGGCACUGAAGGAACUGUAUGAGGAUAAGGAUGGCGUCCGGAAGAGUGAAGUGCAAGCCCUAUCGGGUCCCAAUGAAUUCUCCGAGUUCUACGCACGCCUCAAGCAAAUCAAAGAGUUCUACAAGAAGCAUCCCAAUGAGAUUAGCGUCCCACUUUCGGUGGAAUUUGAGGAACUCACAAAAUCCUACGGGAAUCAGGAUGAGAUGAAUUCUCUCGUGGAAUUUACGGAUGAAGAGGGUUUUGGGAAGUAUUUGGAUUUGCACGAAUGCUUUGACAAGUACAUCAACAUCAGGGGCAUUGAGAAGAUUGACUACAUCACUUACCUGAUGACUUUCGAUCAUCUCUUUGACAUUCCGCGAGAUAGGAAGAACACUGAGUACAAGAAAUACCUGGAGAUGCUUCUUGAGUACCUCAAUGGGUAUGUGACGCGAGUGAAGCCACUGCUGGACUUGGAGGGAGAGCUAGAGGACACUGUGAAGAAUUUCCAGCGUGACUGGGAUAACGGGUUGUUCCCGGGAUGGCCGAAGGAGACGGAGAGUGCCCUCACAUCGGUCGGAGCUCAUUUGGAUUUGUCUGCUUUCUCCAGUUGGGAAGAAUUAGCCUCUCUGGGGUUGGAUCGUCUCAAAUCCGCCCUCAUGGCGCUGGGACUGAAGUGUGGCGGAACUCUCGAAGAACGUGCACAGCGUCUCUUCUCCACGAAGGGCAAGCAGAACUUUGAACCCACAAUGCUGGCCAAGAAGGGGCGCAAUAAGCAGGCAUCAACUGCAACCGCACGACAUCGUGAGAUUGCCUGCCUCGAAGCUCAGGUGUAUCGUCUGGCUGACAUUGUGUCAGAGCAAAGAAGCGCUACGAAGGAGAAUGUUCAGCGCAAACAGGCCCGUACGGAGGGUGAACGCGAGGACAGUGAUGCAGAAGCAAGCGAUUCAGACAAUGAGGAGGAGGAUGCUGAUGAUGUUCCGUACAAUCCCAAGAAUCUGCCCCUCGGCUGGGACGGCAAACCCAUCCCGUACUGGCUCUACAAGCUUCACGGACUCAACAUCAGCUACCACUGUGAGAUCUGCGGGAAUUACACUUACAAAGGCCCUAAAGCCUUCCAGCGUCAUUUUGCCGAAUGGAGGCAUGCCCAUGGGAUGAGAUGUUUGGGAAUUCCCAACACAGCACACUUUGCUAACGUCACCCAAAUUGAGGAUGCAAUAACCCUGUGGGAAAAAUUGAAGACACAGAAGCAACAGGAACGUUGGAUCCCAGAUCAGGAGGAAGAGUACGAAGAUUCCCAAGGGAAUGUGGUCAACAAAAAAACUUACGAGGAUUUGAAGCGUCAGGGAUUGCUGUAGACAGUUCCGGAAGAGCUUUGAUGAAUAAAAAAAGGAUUUCUUUACUAGAUAAAAACAAAA
Messenger RNA from Lutzomyia longipalpis, 1632 nucleotides. RefSeq names its product splicing factor 3A subunit 3 (gene noi). Bases 73 to 1572 code for a protein of 499 amino acids. Gene Ontology annotation, biological process: mRNA splicing, via spliceosome. Gene Ontology annotation, cellular component: spliceosomal complex; nucleus. NCBI's taxonomy places the organism in Eukaryota, Metazoa, Arthropoda, Insecta, Diptera, Psychodidae. The transcript has 3 exons. Gene Ontology annotation, molecular function: zinc ion binding; RNA binding. The record is from RefSeq and is a predicted model, not a curated record.